AUGUUUUCUCGGUCAGCGCUGCGCUCCCUUACAGGGUCCAGCUGCUCACCUACAGGCAUAGCGUGCCAAGGGUCAACAAAGCGAUUGGUCGACUCCUCCAGUCACCUGCGCGCAUACAGCACAGCCAGACCCCUAGCCUACCUUGAAAAGCUCUCCGAGAGCCCGCUCUCCAGGUCCGUGGCUCAUCACCCGUCAUCUGGUCAGUCGGCAGACCCAUCGGAGCUGGACAGGCAUAUCAGCUUGCUCACGCUGGACAGAGCUCCUGCGCGAAAUGCCAUUGGCGUCCAGAUGCUAGGAGAGCUGGAGCAGUGCGUGAAUGCAGUGCGACAUGACGGCACGCGCGUGCUCGUGGUUCGAUCACUGGUUCCCAGCACAUUCUGCGCUGGUGCGGACUUGAGGGAACGCAAGUCCAUGUCUCCUGCGGAGGUGAAUGAUUUUCUGCUCGGUCUUCGAAGGACUUUCACAGCUUUAGAAAAGCUCGAAGUGCCCAGCAUCUCGGCGCUGGAUGGGACAGCUCUGGGGGGAGGAUUGGAGCUAGCUCUCGCCACGGAUGUUAGGGUGGCAGGGCCCGGAGCCAAACUAGGAUUGACGGAAACUAGACUUGGAAUCAUUCCUGGGGCUGGAGGCACACUGCGUCUGACAAGACAGGUGGGCACAAGUCGAGCCAAGGAUCUCAUUUUCAGCGCUCGCAUCCUCGAUGGGCGCACAGCUCUGGAGUUCGGGUUGGUGGAGCACUACGCGCCAGCUCAGGACAAGGAACACGAAGGCGACGAAGCGCUCAAUUUGUCCGUGCAGCUCGCUAGGUCUAUGGCGGCCAAUGGACCAUUGGCAUUGCGCGCUGCCAAAGCUGCAAUUGACAGAAGUUUGGGAAUCGACAAUGAAGCAGCGCUGGACUGGGAGAGAGCCUGCUAUGAUCGGCUAAUGGACAGCAAUGACCGGCAAGAGGGCUUGCGAGCGUUCGCAGAAAAGCGUGCACCUAGGUACACAGGAACAUGA
Molecule: messenger RNA, 996 nt
Organism: Ceraceosorus guamensis
Lineage: Eukaryota; Fungi; Basidiomycota; Exobasidiomycetes; Ceraceosorales; Ceraceosoraceae
Product: ClpP/crotonase
Exons: 5
Coding region: 1-996 (331 amino acids)
Biological process (GO): fatty acid beta-oxidation
Cellular component (GO): mitochondrion
Molecular function (GO): enoyl-CoA hydratase activity
Source: RefSeq, a predicted model, not a curated record